Molecule: messenger RNA, 3087 nt
Organism: Phaeoacremonium minimum UCRPA7
Lineage: Eukaryota; Fungi; Ascomycota; Sordariomycetes; Togniniales; Togniniaceae
Product: putative pro-apoptotic serine protease nma111 protein
Exons: 3
Coding region: 1-3087 (1028 amino acids)
Biological process (GO): proteolysis
Molecular function (GO): serine-type endopeptidase activity; protein binding
Source: RefSeq, a predicted model, not a curated record
AUGAACGGCGCAAACACCUCACCGCGCGCGAAGCGUAAGCUUUCGCCCACAGAAACCGUCGACGGCCACCGCCCCCCGAAGCACCAUCGUGCCAGCAUCAAUGGGAAGCAGUCAGCCGGCGACAACACGCCAGAUAUUGAUGGCGACUAUGACAUGGUGCACGAGGAGGAGUACGUCGUCGAGGAGCUCCCGCACCAAACUCUAAUACCUGUGGGCGCCGACACGGCCGAGUGGCAGGCCACCAUCGAACGGGUGGUGAGCAACGUCGUGUCCAUCCGCUUCUGCCUCACCUGCUCAUUCGACACCGACCCGGCGCUGACCAGCGAGGCCACGGGCUUUGUUGUCGAUGCGGAGAAGGGCUACAUCCUGACGAACCGCCACGUCGUUGGCUCGGGGCCCUUUUGGGGCUAUUGCAUCUUCGAUAAUCACGAAGAGGUCGAUGCCUAUCCCGUCUACCGGGACCCCGUUCACGACUUUGGCAUUCUGAAGUUUGACCCAAAGGCGAUCAAAUACAUGCCCGUGGCUGCCUUGCCGUUACGGCCCGAUCUAGCGAAGGUUGGUGUCGAGAUUCGAGUUGUAGGUAACGAUGCCGGCGAGAAGCUCAGCAUUCUGUCCGGCGUCAUAAGUCGUCUUGACCGCAAUGCCCCCGAAUAUGGUGAUGGAUAUAGUGAUUUCAACACCAGCUACUACCAAGCCAGCGCUGCCGCAAGUGGAGGUAGUUCGGGCAGUCCUGUCGUUAACAUUGAUGGCUAUGCCGUAGCUCUGCAGGCUGGCGGAAGGGCCGAUGGUGCUUCUACCGACUACUUUUUGCCUCUUGACAGGCCUCUACGUGCUCUCAAGUGCUUGCAAGAAGGCAAGCCCAUCACGCGCGGUGAUAUACAGUGCCAAUUCCUCCUAAAGCCCUUUGAUGAGUGCCGUCGGCUAGGGCUAAGCUCCGCGUGGGAGGCACAGAUGAGGAAAGCAUUUCCUAAGGAGACCAACAUGCUUGUUGCCGAAAUUGUGCUUCCGGAGGGACCUUCCCACAGCAAGAUCGAGGAAGGCGAUGUCCUAGUGAAGGUAAACGGUGAGCUCAUCACACAAUUCGUCCGCCUGGACGACAUCCUAGAUUCCAAUGUCGGGCAAACGGUCAAGCUGCUUCUUCAACGAGGAGGAGAGGAUGUAGAGGUUGAGGUAGCUGUGGGUGAUUUGCAUAAGAUCACCCCUGACCGCUUCGUGUCUGUUGCAGGAGGCAGCUUCCACAGUCUGUCUUACCAGCAGGCGAGACUGUAUGGCGUGGCGUGCAAGGGCGUCUACGUCUGUGAGGCCACUGGGUCCUUCCGUUUCGAUAGCAGCGACAACGGCUGGAUCAUCCAGACUAUUGACCACAAACGGGUGCCCGACCUGGAGACUUUCAUUGAGGUAGCCAAAGGCAUUCCAGACAAGGCCCGUGUCGUGGUGACCUACAAGCAUUUGAGAGAUCUGCAUACACUAAACACGACCAUCAUUUACAUCGAUAGGCACUGGUCGGCAAAGAUGAAGCUGGCCGUCCGCAAUGACGAGACUGGGCUGUGGGACUUCAAGGAUCUUGCGGAUCCUCUGCCUCCCGUGCCACCUGUUCCCCGCAAAGCAUCAUUUAUUCAAUUAGAACACACGAAACACCCUGCUGUCGCCGAUCUCGUCAAGAGCUUUGUUCACGUCAACUGUACCAUGCCGGUCAAGCUGGACGGCUUCCCUAAGAAUCGAAAGUGGGGUAUGGGCCUGGUCAUUGAUGCAGACAAGGGCUUGGUCAUCAUAUCACGGGCUAUUGUCCCUUAUGAUCUUUGCGAUAUCUCCAUUACCAUUGGUGAUUCCAUCGUUGUGGAGGGCAAGGUCGUCUUCCUACAUCCCCUGCAGAACUACGCUAUCAUACAGUACGAUCCUAAGCUGGUAGAUGCGCCCGUGCUCAGCGCCAGAUUAUCCGACGAGGGAAUCACCCAGGGUGCAUCGACUUACUUCAUUGGAUACAACCGUAUUGGGCGUAUUGUCCAUGCGGCGACCACAGUCACGGAAAUUUUUGCGGUUGCCAUUCCCGCCAACUCUGGAGCUCCGAGGUAUCGUGCCGUAAAUGUAGACGCCAUCACUGUGGACACGAGCCUGAGCGGGCAAUGCGGAAGUGGUGUUCUCGUGGCUCCAGAUGGCACUGUUCAGGCUCUGUGGCUAACAUAUCUGGGAGAGAGAUCUCCCUCAACUCACAGAGAUGAGGAGUAUCAUCUCGGCCUGGCGACGCCGACACUACUGCCUGUGAUCAAACAGAUUCAGCAAGGCCUUACGCCUCAACUACGCAUGCUGUCCGUAGAGUUCCGGUCUAUCCAGAUGUCUCAGGCAAGACUCAUGGGUGUGUCGGAGGAGUGGAUUCACAAGGUCUCCCUCGCCAACACAUCUCACCAUCAGCUCUUCAUGGUAACGAAGCGCACUUUUGAACGUAACGAGGAAGCCGGGGCCCUCCUUGAAGGCGACAUUCUAUUGACGCUGAACGGCAAGCUCAUCACGCGCAUCUCCGAGCUGGACAUUAUGUACUCCAACGAGGUGCUCGAAGCCGUCAUUGUGCGCGACUGCGAGGAGAUCACCCUCAAGUUGCCUACGGUCUCGGCCGACGAUGUUGAGACGGACCGUGCUGUCUCGUUCUGCGGCGCCAUUCUGCACCGGCCGCACCAUGCAGUCCGCCAGCAGAUCAGCAAGCUGUUCAGCGAGGUGUACGUCUCGGCGCGCACGCGGGGCUCGCCUGCCUACCAGUACGGCCUGGCGCCGACAAACUUCAUCACCCAUGUGAAUGGAAAGCCCACCCCGGAUUUGGAGUCGUUCCUCGCGGCCGUGGUGGAGAUUCCCGACAAUACAUACUUCCGACUGAAGGCUGUCACGUUCGACAGCGUGCCGUGGGUGGUGACGAUGAAGAAGAACGAGCACUACUUCCCGACCAUGGAGUGGAUCAAGGACCCGUCGGUCGAGUGCGGCUGGCGGCGUGUAACAUACGAGGACGGCAAGGCCAUCAAGGGCGAGGGCCACGAGGGUGUGGUGCCUGUGGCGGACGACACGGGCGACAUUGUGGAGAUUGGCGGCGUCGUAGGCUAA